Ochotona curzoniae (black-lipped pika) is the source of this 1729-nucleotide messenger RNA. RefSeq names its product ArfGAP with dual PH domains 2 (gene ADAP2). Gene Ontology annotation, biological process: positive regulation of GTPase activity. Gene Ontology annotation, cellular component: intracellular membrane-bounded organelle; plasma membrane. The coding region runs from base 464 to 1423 and encodes 319 amino acids. Gene Ontology annotation, molecular function: GTPase activator activity; phosphatidylinositol bisphosphate binding. The record is from RefSeq and is a predicted model, not a curated record. The transcript has 11 exons. Lineage: Eukaryota; Metazoa; Chordata; Mammalia; Lagomorpha; Ochotonidae.
CGACCGCGAGCGCAACAAGAAGCGGCUGCUGGAGCUGCUGCAGUCUGCGGGCACCGGCAACGCGCACUGUGCUGACUGCGGGGCAGCAGGGCCCUCGACAGCCCUCCGCGUGUCCGACACGGACAUACCACCCACCCGGACUUGGAUCCCUGGCUCCCUACUCUGGGCAGGAUUCGGAUCUGUCCUCGAACCUGGACCCUAACCCUACAUCCUGGACACUGGAAUCAAGCCUGUCCCAGCCGGCAUCCCCCACCCACACACACUCUCCUCUACACCCCUCUGCCCAGCGCGCCCAUGAUCUGGGUUCUCCAAGUCUUGCCCAGAACCAGAUCCCGACUGGGCCUCUUACAAGCUGGGGAUCUUCAUCUGCCUGAACUGCUCCGGCGUCCACCGCAAUUUCCCCGACAUCAGCAGAGUUAAAUCCGUGCGACUUGACUUCUGGGACGACAGCAUCGUGGAGUUUAUGACCCACAACGGAAACCUCCGAGUGAAGGCCAAGUUCGAAGCCAGAGUUCCAGCUUUCUAUUACAUCCCCCAAGCCAGUGACUGCCUAGUCUUAAAGGAGCAAUGGAUUCGAGCAAAAUACGAGAGACAGGAAUUUAUGGCUGAUGGGAAAAUCAUCUCCCUGCCAGGCAAUCGCGAGGGCGUCCUGUGGAAGCGAGGGAGGGACAACGCUCAGUUCCUGAAGAGGAGGUUUGUGCUUCUGGCAAGAGAAGGCCUACUGAAGUACUACACCAAGGAGGAGGGGAAGAACCCCAAAGCUGUCAUCAGCAUCAAGGAUUUGAACGCCACCUUCCAGACGGAGAAGAUAGGGCAUCCUCAUGGGCUGCAGAUCACCUACCAGAAAGACGGCCACACCAGGAACCUGUUUGUGUAUCAUGAGAGUGGGAAAGAGAUAGUGGACUGGUUCAACGCCCUCCGGGCGGCGCGGUUACAAUACCUAAAAACAGCCUUUCCUGAGCUCCCAGAAUCCGAGCUCCUGCCACUCCUCACCCGGAAUUACCUCAAACAAGGCUUCAUGGAGAAGACGGGGCCAAAGCAGAAAGAACCUUUCAAGAAAAGGUGGUUCGCCCUGGACCCCCAGGAGCGGAGGCUGCUGUAUUAUAAGAACCCAUUGGAUGCCUUUGAGCAGGGCCAGGUUUUCCUCGGGAGCAAGGAGCAUGGCUACGAAGUCUGUGAAGGCCUGCCCAAGGGUGUCCGAGGCAGCCGCUGGAAAGCCGGCCUCACCGUGGUCACUCCUGAGCGCAGAUUCGUGCUCACCUGCCCCAGCGAGAAGGAGCAGCGCGAGUGGCUGGAGAGCCUGCGGGAGGUCCUGACUUGUCCCCUGACACCUCUCCUCGGUAAGACUGGGGAACUAAGAGGGCAGGGACUGUGUGUGGCUGCGUGGUCUGCUCCCCAGGGGCAGCAACUGAAUUUAGCUUGAGUUUAGCUGUGAUGUCCAAAGUAGCCCUGACCACGCGCUGCCUGUCACUUUGUCUUGCUGCUGAAGAAAAGCCUGCUGCUCUCGCUGGGAAUCUGCACACACUUGAGUGUCUGAUGGGCCCUAAGCUCUUCUGCGAAAACUUGCACGCUCGGGGCUAGGGUGGGAUGGAACCCUGGACACGGCCUCUCCCGGCUCGGCCCAGGCUUACCAGCCUUGUGCUUCCUGCCUCCGCCACACAUCCUCCUUCCCUUUUCUCAUGAGAAAACCCUGACCAGGCAGCUUCUGGGGGUCUGAAUUCUUCCACAC